Suncus etruscus (white-toothed pygmy shrew) is the source of this 580-nucleotide messenger RNA. It is a transcript of the gene DCTN6, whose product is annotated as dynactin subunit 6. Gene Ontology annotation, molecular function: dynein complex binding. Gene Ontology annotation, biological process: mitotic spindle organization. NCBI's taxonomy places the organism in Eukaryota, Metazoa, Chordata, Mammalia, Eulipotyphla, Soricidae. Gene Ontology annotation, cellular component: dynactin complex. The record is from RefSeq and is a predicted model, not a curated record.
AUGGUAGAGAAGGCUCUAAAGAGUGUGAAGAUUGUUCCUGAGCAGUUGUGUGUAGAAAGUGAAAUCAGGGGAGAAGUAACUACAGGACCCAGGACUGUGACCACCCCAAAACAUAGAUUGUUGCACAAGCUGGCCAAUAGUGAUUGGUGUAGAUGCCUAAUAGAAGAAUAGGCCCUCAUCAUAAAUGGUUAUCCUGAUAAUAUCACCCUUGAAACUAAAGGCCCAGAUUCCAAACCUAUGAUCAUCAGCACUGAUAAUGUGUUUGAAGUUGACCAUUAUUUCCAAGCUAUGAAAAUGAGAAAUAAUAAUGUUAAUAUUACUAUAUGUAUAUAUAUAUAUAUAUAUAUAUGUUACUGUAACCUGAAUACCUUUGAAGACAUCCCUGAGAAUACAAUGGUACAUGCUGCAGACUGCCUUCAUCAAGUGCAAACUGAAUGACCAUAGCCUCAGACUCUACAGUUUGAUUUCCUAAUGAAAAUCUUACCAAACUGCCAGUACCUAAAGAAGACUAUAAAGGGAAGGUCCACUCCAGUUAAUAACUCAGAGCAAUAUAUGAAAAGAUAACGUUCAUCAGUGACCA